Monoraphidium neglectum is the source of this 2139-nucleotide messenger RNA. RefSeq names its product protein phosphatase. The transcript has 10 exons. The record is from RefSeq and is a predicted model, not a curated record. The coding region runs from base 1 to 2139 and encodes 712 amino acids. Gene Ontology annotation, molecular function: protein tyrosine/serine/threonine phosphatase activity. Gene Ontology annotation, biological process: microtubule cytoskeleton organization; regulation of exit from mitosis; protein dephosphorylation. Lineage: Eukaryota; Viridiplantae; Chlorophyta; Chlorophyceae; Sphaeropleales; Selenastraceae.
AUGAUGGACGAAUUUGCAGAGCUGUAUGAGCCAUUUUACGCCGACUUUGGGCCCUUGAACCUGGGGAGGACGUACCGCUUCUGCGAGAUUACCUCGAGGCUGCUGCAGGAUGCCGAGCAGCGGGGCAAGCAGCUGUACCUCUACUGCAGCGCCCAGACCCAGCAGCGCGCAAACGCAGCCGUGCUGGUGGGCGCCUUCCAGGUCCUGCUGCUGGGCCGCAGCGCAGAGGCGGCCUUCACCCCGCUCGCGGCGCUGAAGCCGUUUGCCCCCUUCCGGGACGCCUCGUGCGGGGCGCCCUGCUUCAACCUGCAGGUCGAGCACUGCCUGCGGGGCCUGGCGAAGGCGGCUGCAGCGGGCUUCCUUGACGCUCGGGGCGGGGCGUGGCGGUUUGACAUUGAGGAGUAUGAGCACUAUGAGCAGGUGGAGAAUGGGGACCUGAAUUGGAUCGUCCCAGGGAAGCUGGCGGCCUUCAGCGGCCCCGCGGCCAGCCCCAACGCGUACGUGGGCUUCAGGGCGAUGGUGCCAGAGGACUACUGGGACUACUACCGCCGCCGCAGGGUCACGGCGGUCGUGCGGCUCAACAAGAAGGUGUACGACCGCCGCCGCUUCACCGACGGCGGGCUGCGGCACCACGAGCUGUACUUCCCGGACGGCUCCUGCCCCCCCACAGAGUUGUUGCUGCGGUUCCUCGACCUGGCGGAGCAGGAGCCGGGCGCGCUGGCCAUCCACUGCAAGGCGGGCCUCGGCCGCACUGGGGUGCUGAUCUGCAGCUACAUAAUGAAGCACUACGGCGUCCGCGCCACCCUCUCCCACCUUGAGUCCCUCAGCUUCACCGCUGAGGAGGUGAUUGGUUACAUCAGGAUCUGCCGGCCAGGAUCGGUCAUCGGCCCCCAGCAGAACUACCUGCAGCAGAUGCAGGCAAUCAUGUGGAGGGAGGGCGACGCGUGGCGCGCCACGCACGGCCCCGCGCCGCCGCCCCUGGCGUGGGGCCCCGCCGCGCCCAGCCGCGCGGGCUCCAUGCGGACGCUGGCUGCCGGCCCCACGGCAGGGGGCCCGGCGGAGAAGCCGCAGCAGGCGGCGCAGCAGGCGGCGCGCCCGUUCAGCUUGGCUGUGGACGCCACCGGCGAUGCCUUCCUCAGCAGGCAAACCAGCAGCGGCGGCGGCGCGGCGCGCGGAGCGAAUGGCGGCAGCAGCGGCGGCGGCGGCGGCACAGCGGCGCGGGCGCCAAGCGCCUCGGCCUCAAUCAUCGCAGGCACCGGCGGCAGCAGGGCCGGGCUGGGCAGGGCGCCCAGCGACCUAUCCCUGAUGCAGUAUGCUCAGGAGCACACCCUGCAGCAGGCCCAGCAGCCCGCGGCUGCCGCGACCUUGUAUGGAGGCGUUGCCGGCAACCGCAGCAGCGGUGGCGCCGCCAGGUGCAGCAGCAGCAGCAACAUUGCAGCAGUCGCGGCGGCGUACCUCGGGCCGGGCAGCAGCCACGGCCCCUCGUCGGCGGCGGCGCGGCCGUCGGCCUCCCAGAGCCGCGGGCGCGCGUCGACGCCGCAGUGCGCCUCCCUGCCCAGCGGCGGCGGCGCGUCCGGCGGCGGCGGCAACCCGUUCACCAGCCUCUUCAGCGUGCUUGGCGCGUCGGCGCACGGCCAGCUGGCGUCGGCGCUUUCCUUCGGCCGGCCUGCGACCCAGGCCGCGGCCGCCGCGCGCGCGGCCGUGCCCGGGGCGGCCUCCUUGGCGGCGCCCUCCUCCCGCGGCCGCGCGCCGUCGGCGCCGCGCGAGCGCACGGCGGGCGGCCCGCGGGCGCAGGGGCAGGCGGAGACGGCGGCGGCGGGGGCGCGGGCCAAGGGCGGCCUGCCUGACGGGCACCUGGGGCAGAGCGCUGACAUGUUCUCUAGCGCGUGGCGCACAUCCAUCAGCAGCGGAGCGGCAUCCCAGGCCGCGGCAGGUGCGCUUUACGGCAGCCGGCCCCAGUCCAACAUCGUCCGCGUGCUGGCGCCCAACGGGCAGCCCCGCAAGGUGCCGGCGGCUAUGCUGCAGCAGGGCGUCGCCGGCGGCAGCGGCGGCAGUGGCUCGGCAACCGGAGCGCCCUCCAGGGGUCCUGGGUCACUGAUGUCAUCCUCGCUGAACGGACGCAACGGCAGCUACUACUGA